Molecule: messenger RNA, 859 nt
Organism: Triticum aestivum (bread wheat)
Lineage: Eukaryota; Viridiplantae; Streptophyta; Magnoliopsida; Poales; Poaceae
Exons: 3
Coding region: 11-352 (113 amino acids)
Source: RefSeq, a predicted model, not a curated record
ACAAAAAGAGAUGGAAAUCAAAAGGAAAGCACCGAUCCACAAGAUUGACCUAUGGGAUGAAGCUCAUAAGAAAAAAGAUGGCAAUUACACAAGCGACAAUGUGAAGACAAUAAUGUUUGAAGUACGCAUGGUGAAAGAUAAUGUAGAAGAUGUCAAAGAUGAUGUAGAGGACGUCAAAGGUGAUGUAAAGGAAGUCAAAGGUGAUGUAGGGGAUGUCAGAGGUCAGAUGGCUAUGAUUGCUGCAUUCCUUGCCAAAAAGUUUCCUGGAGAGAUUUGCAGAAAUGAAGUGGAUUCUCCUACAGGAAAUUAUCAAGUUAGCAUAUCAAAAGCAGUUAUAUUUGUGCAAAGAUGAAAUUAAUGAACACUGAUAUGCUAUUACAAUAAUUUUAUUGCAGGUCACUCCACAUGACAGAGAUAACAAUCUCCAAUCUGAAUCUUAUAAUGUUCUUGAACAAUCAAAUAAUGAUGUGCAGGAGCCACAAACUACCAUGCAGGUAAUGUAAUGGGCUUUUUAUGUACUAUUUAAUGCAGAUCCAUUCUAAUGUCUUAGAACUAUUGCUUUAAUAGGAGUUGCAGCAAACGAAAUCAAAAGAGGGUUGUGGCAAUGCGCAUUUACCACAUGAACAUGUGAUCACUAAGGUGUGUUAACUAACUUGUACUCAAUUAUCAAUUAUCUCCUGCCAGUAAUUUUGGGAUUGGUUGAACCCUUUUAGUAGUUAAAUAUUGGAAAGCUAUCUUAUCAUCAAGUUAAAACUUUGUGAAAUAUUAACCUUUUGGUUUGCAACUGUAACCUGUUUGGGUUCGUAUAUACCUUCCUAGUAAUCUUAACCUACGUGCAAGGACUUAUCUAGAUUUUUAU